GUGAGAGAUGAAUGUGAAGAUUCCUGUUGUUGUGUAGCAGACGACGGCUGAGCCUCAGCCUGGCGCUCUAUUAUGGCUUUAUUGUGGUGUAAUAUUCCUGUAAUGUGUUGUCAUACAGUAGUGACACUGCUGACAUUAUUUCUCCUGCUACACCUCACUACUGCCAUUAAUGCCAAGGGUUGUACACCCCUUGAUUCAUGGACCUUUGAUAAGAUUAUUCCCAAGUUCCAUGCUGCCAUAGUAAAGUUUGACAUAGCCUAUCCCUAUGGCAAGAAACACGAGGAAUACACCAAACUGUCAGCAGCAGGAAGGGGAUCACCGGAGCUUCUUGUGGCAGAAGUCGGAGUCAAAGAUUAUGGCGACAUGGAAAAUAUGGAUCUUGCUGAAAGAUUUGGAGUGGUCAAGGAAGAUUUUCCAAAAGUAAAGCUUUUCAUCAGUGGUAAAGAUGAUCCCUUAGACUUUGAAGGGGAAUUUAACGCUGAAGAACUGAAAAAAUUUAUUCGUCGUCAUUCGGAAGUUUACAUAGGUCUGGAAGGGUGCCUUGAAACAUUUGACCGAAUUGUUGAUCGUUUUAUGAUCACCGAGAACCUGGUUGAGAAAAAAAAACUUCUUAGACAGGCAGAGGAUGAAUGGGACAAGCUGAAGAGCCCAUCUGACCAACAAAUUGCAGAAACUUAUGUGAAAAUAAUGAGGAAGGUUCUUGAAAAAGGUGGAGAAUUUAUAGGUCUUGAGAAAAAUCGCGUGGAAGGUCUUAUGAAUGGACGAAUCACAAAGGAGAAAAAGGAAGAGAUGCAAGGCAGGCUAAAUAUUCUUAAAUCAUUUUCUCGUGAUGAAUUGUGAGCAAGUAGAUGCUGAUCCUCUUAUUGUUACUCAUUUAUAAAUACACUAGCAAGAAAGUACUUAGGAAACCAUUUACAUGUAUGUAUUUGAAAUAUGGAAGAAUCUAGGUUUUCAAAGUACGUACAUAAUAAUCCAUUUACUGUAACGUAAAAGAUUUUUUACUUCAUUUAUUGUAGUAAGCUAGCUAAGUGUUGUCACUAUUAAUUAGAAUUGAGUGGCAUAAUACUGUAGUAAAGUAAUUUAAUGGUCACUUUCACUGUACUGUUGACUCUUAUGGGUUUAGUGCUUGGUUAUGAUUAUAAUAAUAAUCACUGUACUGUUGUUUUCAAAUUAGCAUUACCAGUAUUUAAAAUUUGUAAUUCACUCUUUGAAAAAUGAAUUAGAGCUACAUUUUCUUAAAUUACAUACUUAAAUACAAAAUGAUUUUAGUGAAUAUUAUUUUGGAUGAAGGUGUUCCAAUUUUCUAAAUUUUCCUAAUAAAUUACUGUAUUAUAAUUUUACAGGCCACUGAAAAAUUGUUAGUGAUGGCAGCUUGGAAGGAUUUGUAGCAAUAAAGUAUUUUUAUCACUAUUCUGAUAAUUAUGCAAAACCAGCUUUACUUCCUCUUACUGGUAAGUUGUUCAAAAGGUACUUGUCAUCAAAGGCAAACUGCAGUAGUGCAUAAGGUAACCAUUUUGUAACCCUUUUGCAUGUGUUUAGUAUAAUCAGGAUGAUGUAUUGGUAAUGUAAAAUGAGUUAUGCCUUAUGCAGAUGGAAAAACCUGUGUUUAAGAUGGUGGUAGUGCAGAUCCUCACUACAGAAUACAAACCAUGAAUUGCCUCAGUGCAACUAGCUAUGGUCCAAAUUGGACCCAAACAUCGUCAUAAAUCUCUCUCCUAUGUGCAGUGUAUUUAUUUAUUACUUCAAUAACAAAUGAAUCUUGUGUUUUUCUUUUUGACAAAUGGUCUUCUAACAGUGAAAGAUAAUGGUGUAACUGUAGCAAUUACUUGGUAAAACAGUUGUCGCACAAUGAAAGAUAAUGGUGGAACCAUAGCAGUUACUUGGUAAAACAGUUGUCGCACAAUGAAAGAUAAUGGUGUAACUGUAGCAAUUACUUGGUAAAACAGUUGUCUCACAAUGAAAGAUAAUGGUGGAACCAUAGCAAUUACUUGGUAAAACAGUUGUCGCACAAUGAAAGAUAAUGGUGGAACCAUAGCAGUUACUUGGUAAAACAUUUGUCGCACAUUAUGUUCCUAAUAGGCUGAUCAAAAUUUAUAUAAUUUGUUCCCAUCUUUGUUUAUAAAGUACUGUAUUUUGUGGUGCAGUUUACAAAGCACAUUCCUCUUUCUUUCCACAAACUGGCCAUAUCUACAGAUUAAUAUGGCACACAAAAUAAAAUACAGUAUUCUCUCGAAAUUUAUUGUAACUAUUUGUAUCAUCUAAAAUGGGAAUAAAUCUAAAAAUUUUGCAUGCAUUGUGUUUGUGAGUUUAUUGUAUAGAAUAUAGAUUUGUAACUUUGCACCAAAAUUUAUUUAGUGACGUAAACUUGCUAGAACUAACAUAGUCUUAAUAUAAUUGGUCGUAAUUGUACCAACUCUACCUUAGAUCAUAUUAAAUUUAGUUUGUAUUAUUUAAUAUUGUCUAGUUAAUUUUGUUAUCUGGCUGAUUUUCAAGAAUUAUGCAACAAGAAAUUUAUAAUGUCUAGUUUGGUAUAUGAUCAUUGCUUUAUUAGUCAAGAUCUCAAGUAGUGCCUAUAAAGCACAUUAUAUUUAUACAUGUAUUCUGGUACACAUACAGUGAUGGCUCUAAACUGAAUUAGAGGCAGCAGAGGUGAUUAUUUCUAUACAAAACAUAGGUGCAUUUGAUCCAUAAACAACUGAUGGAAUUUAAUUGCUGUAAUUUCCAAAUGCAAUGAAAAAGUCUUUUAUACCAUUUCUUGGCAUAUUUCUACCACAAAAUCUUAAUCUACAACACAAGCAAGAAACAUAUACAAAUCAUAAAUGCAUUUGAGACAGAAACAAUUGAUAAAACAUUUAAACAUUAUUCAGUAUCUUUACUUACCAAGACCUCUUACAUUUUAAACCUCGGUUAUGACAUCUUUGUUUGGAAGGAUUUUCUAUACUACAUUCCAUGUUUAUAUAUUUAUACAUUUAAAAAAUAUCUUACUUGAAUAAGGAAUAUUGAUGGCUAUUCACAACUUAAUGAGAAUAAAAUUGUACAUGUAUAUGCC
This is a messenger RNA of Cherax quadricarinatus, 3049 nucleotides long. It is a transcript of the gene wbl, whose product is annotated as endoplasmic reticulum protein 29-like protein wbl. Gene Ontology annotation, cellular component: endoplasmic reticulum lumen; endoplasmic reticulum. Gene Ontology annotation, biological process: protein secretion. The record is from RefSeq and is a predicted model, not a curated record. Lineage: Eukaryota; Metazoa; Arthropoda; Malacostraca; Decapoda; Parastacidae.